Molecule: messenger RNA, 2592 nt
Organism: Cinara cedri
Lineage: Eukaryota; Metazoa; Arthropoda; Insecta; Hemiptera; Aphididae
Source: the annotation of a GenBank genome assembly
CUUAUAUGUAUCUAUUGACUAAAUAGUCAAUUUAUACUUGUAUAUUUAUUUAUUUAUUAAAUGAAUUUAAAAUUUAAGCGUUAAACAAACCAAAACUUCUAAUUGACAAGAAAAUUGCAAACUAGCAUGAUACACUUCAUUAGUAUUUAUUGUUCAUUAGUAAUAAGUGGUACGUUUAAAAACCAUUAAUUUAAUUUCUAGAAUUAAAUCUUUUUUUUAUAAAGUAUUAGUAACAAUUAAACAUGAAUUAUGAAUGUAUAAGAGUAGAAGUUGCAACAUAUAAAGUAACAGUGUACUUAGUAUAAAAAAGUCUGAGUAAGUUAGGUUAGAACUUUAAAAAUAAAACUGAAUUUUAGUUAUCAUUGGUAUGUGUCAAUUGGGUAUUAAUCAAUUAAAGAACAAGAUAGUUUAAUUUAUAUAUAUAAAAAAGAUAAAUCUUAUAACUUUAAUGGUAAUAAAUAAUAGGGAUAAUUAAUACAAAAAUAGGUUAUAAAGAUAAUUUAUUUUAUAGCUCAUUGUGAUCAACGAGCCAAUCAUCUUGUGGUUGUCUGUAUGUUUCAUUAUUCAUUAAUACAAAGUUAAUGCCUGGACCAUAAUAUGGAAUGAUAUAAUGUGAGCCAUCAGCUGGACGUACAAUUUGCGUUGCAAUAAGUACUACAUCAACUAACUGGCCAAUGAACAUAAAUCCAAGGGUACAUAAUUUUAGUAGACCAAUUGCUGGGUAACCUAGAUAGAAACGAUCUAUACCAAACAUGCCCAAAAAAAUAGACAGUAACAGUGUUGUUUCAUAAUGGUACCCAUUGCUAUAAGUACCAAUAGUUAAAUUAGUAUUGAAUUCAGAAUAAUAUAAAAAAUAUAUACUUACGUCCAUUUGCAUGGAAAUUCUUUCCAAAAUGUUGAAUUCUUGGUUUCCAAGCACACAAUACCUUCGCUUGCUUUGCACUGAACUUAAAAAUCGAUAAAUUGGUAAUUAAAUUUGAUAAACAUAGAAUAAUAUCAUAACAGAUAAAGUGCUAAAACCUUGAGCGACGUUGUCUUUAGUACAUCCACGUAACUGCUGUGUCUCUGGAUCAAUGAAGUCAUAUGCUGGGUCAGGGCACAGAAAUUGACCCAUUCUUAGAUUUUUACAUUCUGUUUCGUAGAGAUCUGUCUUUCCGGGUCCUUGAGAUGGUUGCGUAAAAUAUACAAAAUUUGUUAGUAGAACAAUAAUCAGAGAUGGCCAAGUCGAAAUCAUAGCAUUAUCAAUCACGUUCUGAAUGUGAAAAAAAAUAAAAAUUGACUUCAGACUUAAGAAAAAAAAAAAGGUAUUUUAUCAUUGAAUAUAAAUACUAAUAAGGAAGGAUGUAAGUUCUUAAUAAUGAUUACCUAUUAAUUUAACUUGUAACUUAACAUUUCACGAAAUACGUAAAAUUAUAACAAUAAUAAUAUUAUUUAUUUUAAUCAGUUUAAACGGUGAAUAGUGAUAAUCGGCUGAUAAAACAUAAUUCACAAGACAUUCUUAAUAACCAUGUAUUCAUGAAUAUAAAUUUGUUUGUAAGCAUAGGUGACAUCAAACAUUAUCACUUGCAGUUCUCUUUGUACCACGGUAGAUUACAGGCACGAUUUAAGAUAUCUUAAACCGUGAUUAAGGGGAGCGCGUAAAAAAACCGAAAAUAUAUCAGUCGAACCGUAAAGUUAUUAAAGAUCCAUCUUAUAUAGCAGAAUUAACAAGUAGCAAUAGCACAUAAUUUUCUUUCUUGUACGGUACGUUCGUUUAUGAUUGUAGUAAAUAAGUAGUUAACAUUAUCUAAACCUUUAAAUAUAUGUCAGUGAGUAUUAGUCAAUGAAUAGACAAAUAAAACCUCAAGAACAAGAAACAGUUCUUUUUAUCUGUGAUUGUAUGUAUUUGUAUAUUGUACUAUGUUAUAUCCAUGAUGACUAGAAGUCUUUAAUAAUUAUAUUAUAAACAGAUAAUCAUAUAAUAUUUAAUAUUUAUCUAAUGUAACAUUUUUGAUGUUGGAAAAUAAACUAUUUAUUAUUAUUACCUGUGGUAUAGAUAAUAUAGAAAUUAUUAUCUAUGGUCGUAUCACUGGAGAGCCGACAUUCUAUGACAGUGUGACCAAUCCAGAGUAAAAUCGAAGUGUAUUUCUUAUCGGUUUGUAUUUUCGCGUCAUUAAGUAAUUUAAGUUUUGCAUUUGGCGUAUUUCUGUAUUUUCUUUAUUCUCAAAAAUCAAUAUUUAAACAGAUUUUCCACUUUUCUCACACUCUUACGGCUGGAUAUCAAGUAGAACCUUUUAAGAGUUGUUCGUCAUUUGCAGUGUUAUUAUCGUGGAUAUUGUACUACUUGCUAAUUGUUUUUUAUUUAAAAGAAAAAGUUUUAUUUUUGUUUACAAGCAUGGCUUUGUUGGAGAAGUAUUUUAAUGAAGCUCUACCUGAGGAUUUGCAUCAAGGUAUCAAAACUUCCUGGUGGCAUUCAUUAAUGGAACAUUACCAUACAAAUAAUCGGCGUUGUCAUUGUUUGAAGGAUCUGAAUGACUGUUUAGAACAUUUUGAAACUGCUAAGGGUUUUUUAAAAAACCCUAAAGCUGUCAGUUUAGCUAUAAUAUUUCGAUA